This is a messenger RNA of Aegilops tauschii subsp. strangulata, 882 nucleotides long. RefSeq lists its product as uncharacterized. The record is from RefSeq and is a predicted model, not a curated record. Lineage: Eukaryota; Viridiplantae; Streptophyta; Magnoliopsida; Poales; Poaceae.
AUGGCUCGUCAUGGCGGCGGCGGCGGCGGCAGCUGCACGUCGAAGGCGUCUCUGGCCAGGUACAUCCCGCGGGCCCUGCGGGGCCGGAAGAAGCAGCAGCCGUACCUCAUGGGGGGGCGGCGGCGGGCGCCCGACGGCUACGCGGCGUCGGUGGAGCUCAGCGCGAGCGCCGGCUCCACGUGGCCCGCCGACUCGGUGGUGCGGGUGGUGCUCUGGAGCGGCAUCGUGGAGGUGUACGCGGGCGUGGUGCUCGCCUGCGCCGUCGUCGGCAACCACCCGCCGGGCCUCUGCCUCGCGCACCCGGACGUCUUCCGCAACCCGCACGGCGCCACCGUGCGCCCGCUCGAGCCGCUCUUUCCCGGCCAGAAGGUGCUGCUGCUGCCCGAGACCACCGUGCGGCGGCUCCAGCGCGAUAUACCGGAGGGCUCCGUCGGGGCCAACCCCGACCACGACGACGGCCGCGACGAUGAGGAGGCGGAGGCGUCCACGGACGAAGAUAUGUCGUCAUCGUCGUGGUCGGCGGAGGAGCGGGAGGCGGCGCCGGAGGGGUGCUGCGCGAGGGACUACUUCGUGAACCGGGAACUCUGGGCCGAGUGGCAGUUCAAGAGGAUGGUGGCCCGCGGGCUCGCCGACAAAAAGGAGUGUGGCGUUGGGCCGGCGAGGAAGGACAAGAAGAGGAGGAGGAACACAAAGCCCCCGGACGGCUUGCAGCCUGAUGCCACGGCGGCGUGCAAGAACUCCCGCAGGAUAUCCCAGGCGCAGAAGUGGACGAGGCCGUGGGAGCCCAGCCUGCCGUCCGUGGACGAGGACGAGGAGGACGCGACGCCGCCGUCGACCCCUUCAUCGGAGGCGGCGGCGAGGACCGACCACGAGACGGCAUGA